AUGAAAGAGGACUAUGACGAUGACGAAGAAAGGGUGUUCCAGAUGAUGUACAAAUGCAACAGGCCCACAUCCAAGUCAGAGAUAGUGGCAUACUUCAAGGGAGAGAUAGGAGGAACGGCAAUACAAGAGAUUUUGAACUACUUGGAGUCUGAUGGAAGAUUGGUGACGAAGACUUACGGAAAGACAAAGAUAUAUCUUGUCAACCAAGAUCUGUUUCAGAAUGAAGAGGAUGUCAAGCUGAGCACGGAGCUCCAAGGGUACGAGGAAAAAAUAAAGCUGCUUGCAGAGGAGAUUGGCUCUCUUGACGCUGAAAUCAAGAUGCUUGAUAAAAUGAUGUCUAUUGACCAGCUGGAAGAAAGCAUCGAGGCGCUGGACAGGACAGUUAAGGACAAUCAGAAAAGACUCGAGGGCUUCAGAGACGGGGGAAGAGAAGUGUCUAAGAAAGAGAUGGAUGGAGCCAAAAAGAAGUACGAAAGGGCACAGUCUGGGCUUAAGAAGGUUAGGAGGAUAUUCAACGAGAUUGUUGAGAGACUUUCUGAGGGGAUGGACAUGAAGAAAUCUGAGCUAUAUGAAGAGAUUGGGAUUGAAGUAUAG
This is a messenger RNA of Encephalitozoon hellem ATCC 50504, 594 nucleotides long. RefSeq names its product Tat binding protein 1-interacting protein. Bases 1 to 594 code for a protein of 197 amino acids. NCBI's taxonomy places the organism in Eukaryota, Fungi, Microsporidia, Unikaryonidae. Gene Ontology annotation, biological process: meiotic joint molecule formation; homologous chromosome pairing at meiosis; meiotic strand invasion involved in reciprocal meiotic recombination. The record is from RefSeq and is a predicted model, not a curated record. The transcript has a single exon. Gene Ontology annotation, cellular component: DNA recombinase auxiliary factor complex; condensed nuclear chromosome. Gene Ontology annotation, molecular function: recombinase activator activity; double-stranded DNA binding.